AUGAAAACCCUACUAGCAUGGGCCCAUCCGAUCGAUAGCUGCACGACGGGAGGCCAGAAGGGCUGGCACCGGCGCAUCCGUCGCUUCAUCGCUAUUGCCGUCGUCGCCUGCCUCUCUGUGACCGCGCUCCUCGCCCUGACCUCCAGCUACCACCAUUACGAUGCCUUCGGCCACAGCUACAACACACGAAACACCCAAGGUCCAGCUGAUAGACGGAAACCGCCCGCGAGUGACGGUCCUGGUCGGCCGGAAUAUUUCCAGUGGGAAACAAGUAGCUCCUUCAGCCCCGUCGCGCAGGAUAUCAAGGGCGCGUCUUUGGAGCAACUGUGUCGCUCAUUCCCAAAGCAUAUCCUACAGAACUCAGUCCAGCCGAUAUUGAGAAUGAGUCACGGACAGGACUCAAACAAGAUCAGGGCCCAGUUCGAAAGCGUCUCAGCAUGCAUCGACAACCUCCUAAUAUUCUCCGACUCCGGCGAGCUCAUCCACGGGCGUGAGGUGGUCGACAUCCUGAAGGACUUGCCGGCCGCAUACCGGUUCAAAAACGCCGACUUCAAGAACUACACCAUCCUACGAAACCUACACCCCAAGCCUCAGAUCCGAGCCAACGCCACUGACGAAAGCCGGACGAUCGAUGGCCGGACCCUGGAUGCCUACAAGUUCCUUCCCAUGAUCGAGCGCGCCUGGGAGACACGACCGUCGCAGAAGUGGUACUUCUUCUACGAGACGGAUACCUAUGUGGUCUGGGACAACCUUUUCCGCUUCCUGGAGAACCUCGACCACGAAACACCGCUCUACAUCGGAAGCGCCGCGCCGGAACGGUUAAAAUACCCGGGAAAGCCGGAAUCUGCGACCUGGUUUGCGGACGGGGGACCGGGGUUCGUGCUGAGCCGCGCUGCCAUGCUUAAGCUGCUUCACCGGAAAGUAGGCAAGGAUGGCGACUAUCUGGAGCCGCCGCUGAGCCGUCGCUGGCUGGACCUCAUGCGCCGGGAUCGUCGCGGGGAUCGGAUCUUGGGUUGGGCCCUACACGAUGUUGGGAUCAGGUUGUCCGGAUUUUGGCCCAUGUUUAACCCCCAUUCUCUACAGAGCAUUCCCUUUUCCCAGGCCUAUUGGUGUCAGCCCGUUUUGACUUUGCACAAGACGAAGCCUGAAGAGAUGGUGAAGUUGUGGAGAUGGGAGCACAGCAGACGGAAAGUCGGGAGACCGCUUAUUUAUCGAGACCUCUACGACUUCCGCCACAACGACCGACAAGUCUACCGCGAAGACUGGGACAACACUGGGUGGGAUGGCUACAGGGGACCGCGCGUGAACUCGUUCGCGGCGUGCGGUAAAGCAUGCGGCGAGGACCCGGAGUGCUUCCAGUACAACUGGCACAUGGGCGACUGCAUGUUCAUGAGUUCGAUUCGAUACGGCGAGCACCGAGGUCCCAAGUUGUCCGCGAACGCGCUCAUGCGUCUCCAAGGAGAAAUAGGGAAAGAAUGGACAUACGAGCUGUCGCGCUACAUGAGCGGAUGGAUGUUGCCCAGCAUCGACAAGUGGUAUCAAGAACAGCAAUGCGAGGCGGUGCAGUGGCUGCCCCUGAAUGCGGGGGACGAACCCCACCAUCGUCAACGUCAUUCUCUUCUCCCCCCAGCAGAGCUUUACCCGGCCGAGCAGACUCAGGCCAUUCUCUACAUAGCCGCCGCCAACGGCAACAAGGCCUUCCUCUACUGCGAGGGCUCGCCUUCCUGGAACCCAGACGCCUACGCAGCCGACACGGCGCUGCAAGCGCGCGCCGAAGAACAAUUAUCGAAGGACGACCUGCAGUCGGCCAUCGCGACGUCGUUCGCCCUGCGCCGUAAUGAUUCAUAUGUUUACCACGCCAUCGUCAGCGUCACGCUACCGCAGGUCCAGCACGUGGUCUCGCUGGGCGGCGCCAAUGGGCUGCAUGCUUGGUACCGCACCGCCGCCGCUCCUCCCCCUUCUGCUCCCAAGAACGACGACGACGACGGCGGCAACGGCAAUUCGACCGCGACCGCGAACGCGAACUCGGAGUCCUACGAUGCUACGACCUCCUCCACAGACCCGCGACCAAACCCGAAUUCGACUUCCAAGCCACCACAACCACAACAAAGACAACAACCACCGCCCGCCCUCCCGCCGCCCCCGCAAGCCGACAUAGAAACCUACCUAUCCAUCUUCUCCCCUCUGACCUCGACCCCCUCCGCGCUCAAGACCUUCUCCUCCAACGCCAAGAAGGGCUCCUUGCGAUCCGAAAUAGCUCAUUACCUGCUCUCGAAGCGUUACAUUCACCCCUCCCUCCCAGCCCUCGCCACCCUUUCCAAAUCCAAGUGCAAAACCGCGCCGCCGAACCCAUACCUCACGUUUUUGUCCUGGGCGUGCCGCAACCUCGAGUGGGCCGGCCCAAGCCCGAGCUCCGCGGGUCGCAGCGGCGGGCACCACGUCCUGCCGAUACUGAUGCACCACUUCGGGUGCGUGUGUCCGAGCCACGAGGCGCUGCAGAUUUUGGUUUCGCUCGCGGACGGUAGGGAAGUCAUUGAUAUGGGCAGCGGGAACGGGUACUGGACCUGGGCGCUGCGGCAGCAGAUACUACACCAGAACCAAACACAACCCCAAAAACAGGGGAAGAAGAGCACACCCCCGACCCCGACCCCGACCUCAACCAUAACCCCAGUCGACAACGCCCAGUCCAGCUGGCGCAUAACCUGGGUCCCCGACACUUACACAGCAGACGGCCCAUCCUACCUCCGAACCACCCGCCACGGCGCCCCCGACGCCGUGCUCCUCCUCGUCUACCCCAUCGUCGGCGGCGGCGUGGCCGGCGGCCGCGAGGGCGGCUUCACGUGCGACAUGAUCGCCGCAUAUACGGGCAACACGCUCGCGGUCGUGGGCACGCAGAACCGAAACGGGUACACCGGCUUCCGCGACGUGAGCAUGGACGAGUACAUGGAGCGCGAGCACGGCGACGAGUGGACCAAGGUGGUGCAGGUGCCGCUGCCCAGCUUCCCGGGCAAGGACGAGGCGCUCUUCGUGUUCCAGAGGGGCGAGAGGGCGCCCGCGAGGAUAAAAGGAGAAGAGGUGGAGAAAAAGGGCAAUACUGAGGAUGAUAAACCAGGAGAGAAGGAGUAG
Messenger RNA from Anthostomella pinea, 3126 nucleotides. NCBI's taxonomy places the organism in Eukaryota, Fungi, Ascomycota, Sordariomycetes, Xylariales, Xylariaceae. The record is from the annotation of a GenBank genome assembly.